Molecule: messenger RNA, 2062 nt
Organism: Lactuca saligna
Lineage: Eukaryota; Viridiplantae; Streptophyta; Magnoliopsida; Asterales; Asteraceae
Source: the annotation of a GenBank genome assembly
AAAACAGCAAAAUCUCCAACUGUGGUUAUGUCUCCCUCUCUCCAUCUCACUUCUUACCGAACUUAACCCCACACACACACACACUAAUAGAUCUCCUGAAUUCUUAAUUACUCAUCUUCUCCGGAUCUUUUCUCUAGUCUCUACAUUUCUGCCAUCCAUGGACCAACACCACCCCCAGCUCACGUUAGCCAAGAGCUCUCGUAACAACUAUAACGAGUGGAUAUUUCGCGAUGUCCCGAGUGAUAUAACUAUAGAAGUAAACGGUAUCGCGUUCGCAUUACAUAAGUUUCCACUCGUAUCCCGUAGCGGGCAAAUCCGGAAAGCAGUUUCGGAAAACCGAGACUCGGUCAUAUCACGAAUCGCGCUUCAAAACCUACCCGGAGGCACCGUAACAUUCGAGCUCGCUGCUAAAUUUUGUUACGGGAUCAAUUUCGAGAUAACACCAUCGAACGUCGCACAGCUGAUUUGUGUUUCUGAAUACCUUGAAAUGACUGAGGAUUACUCGAACAACAACCUCGGAUCGCGUGCCGACGAGUAUUUAAACCAUAUUGUCUGCCAGAAUCUCGAAAUGUCAGUUUUAGUCCUUCAACAAUGUGAAAACUUACUUCCGAAAGCCGAUGAGCUCAAAAUCGUUACGCGAUGUAUCGAUGCGAUUGCGUCGAAAGCGUGUGUGGAGCAAAUCGCAUCUAGUUUUUCGAGGUUGGAGUAUAGUAGUUCGGGUAGACUACAUAUGAGUCGACAAAAGUGUGAAUUGGACUGGUGGAUUAAAGAUUUAUCUGUUCUUCGAAUCGAUUUGUACCAAAGAGUUAUGACAGCGAUGAAAUGUCGUGGGGUGAGACCCGAAAGUAUUGGUGAAUCGCUUAUGAAUUAUGCACAAAAAGAGUUGACUAAAAAGCCGAAUGGUGGAAUGAAUGAUCACGAACGACUUGUGGUCGAGACGAUUGUCGGUUUGCUUCCGGUUGAGAAACUUGCGGUCCCGUUAAGUUUUCUUUUCGGGUUGCUUCGAAGUGCGGUGAUGCUUGAUUGUACGGUUGCUAGUCGGCUUGAUCUCGAGAGACGAAUUGGAUCGUUGUUGGAUAUAGCGACACUUGAUGAUCUUUUGAUACCGAGUUUUCGGCAUGCUGGCGAUACAUUGUUUGAUGUUGAUACGGUUCAUAGGAUUUUGGUUAAUUUUGCGCAGCAAGAUGAGACUGAUGAUGACGAUGAUGAUGAUCAAGAUGGUUCGGGUUUUGGAUCUGACGGUCUCGGUCUCGAUUCACCAUCUGAAACGGCUUUGUUUAAGGUUUCGAAGUUGGUUGAUAAUUAUCUUGCGGAAAUAGCGCCUGAUGCAAAUCUUAAACUUUCUAGGUUUAUAGCCGUUGCAGAGAGUUUACCCGCGCAUGCUCGGACUGUCCAUGAUGGACUGUAUCGAUCCAUUGAUGUUUACCUUAAGGCUCAUCAGGGUUUAUCGGAAGCUGAGAAAAAGAAGCUCUGCAAAUUAAUUGAUUUCCAGAAACUGUCAACAGAAGCGGGUGCACAUGCUGCACAAAACGAUCGCCUGCCACUUCAAUCAAUCGUCCAAGUUCUAUACAUCGAGCAAUUAAGACUUAGAAACGCCUUAUACUGCUCUGACCUAGGUGGUGGUGGUGACCACCAGAAGCCGCCACCAGUGCACCACCAGUCAUGGCGGAUCAACAGCGGCGCUCUCAGUGCUGCGAUGUCUCCAAAGGAUAACUAUGCAUCACUCAGGCGAGAAAACCGGGAGCUUAAACUUGAAUUGACUCGGUUAAGAAUGAGAUUGAAUGAUUUGGAAAAAGAGCAUGUUUGUAUGAAGAGGAAUAUGGAAAAGUCUAACUCGCGUAAAUUUAUGAGUUCCUUUUCCAAGAAAAUCAGUAAAUUUAAUCUUUUUGGACAUAAUUCUUCAAGGGGAUCCAGAUCUACAUCUCCAUCCAGGAAUUCACAAAGAACUGAUUCUAAGGGCGUGUUCGGUUUGAGGAUUCUGGCAAAAUCCAAUGGAACUGGAAUUCGAGAUUCCAUUCCAUUCUACCGCAUGUUUGAUGGAUUUCACCAUUCCUUAGGAUAG